AUGGCCAAACCUGGGAAAAGGAUUGCAGCUCAUGGGGCAAGAUGCUUUUCCAAGAUCAAGAUGUUUCUGUUGGCAACAUCAUGCGCAUAUAUAACCAAAUCACUAUCAGGAACUUAUAUGAAUUCUAUGCUCACACAAAUAGAAAGACAAUUUGACAUUCCCACAGCUAUAGUUGGACUGAUCAAUGGGAGCUUUGAGAUUGGAAACCUUUUGUUGAUUAUAUUUGUGAGUUAUUUCGGAACAAAACUGCACAGGCCUAUCAUGAUUGGUGUUGGAUGUGUGGUUAUGGGCCUAGGAUGUUUCAUAAUAUCACUACCUCAUUUCCUGAUGGGCCGAUACGAAUAUGAAACAACGAUCUCACCUUCAAGCAACUUGUCCUCAAACAGCUUCUUGUGUUUGGGAAACAGAAGCCAGACCUUACUGCCAACACCAGAUCCAGCAGAGUGCAUGAAAGAAAUUAAAUCCUCAAUGUGGAUAUAUGUAAUGGUAGGAAAUCUUAUUCGUGGAAUUGGUGAAACUCCCAUCAUGCCCUUGGGUAUUUCCUACAUAGAAGAUUUUGCCAAAUCUGAAAACUCCCCUUUAUACAUCGGGAUUCUAAAAAUAGGAAUGAGCAUUGGUCCUUUGAUUGGAUUAUUGUUGUCAACCUUUUGUGCAAACAUUUAUGUAGACAUUGGGUCUGUGAAUACAGAUGACCUCACCAUAACUCCCACUGAUACACGCUGGGUCGGUGCUUGGUGGCUCGGCUUUUUAAUCUGUGCAGGAGUGAAUGUCCUGGCCAGCAUUCCCUUUUUCUUUUUUCCCAAAACACUCCCAAAGGAAGGACUAGUGUAUAAUGAAGAUGCAACUACAAGUGACAAGGAAGAGAAACACCAAGAAAAAGCCAAGGAGGAAAAACGUGGAAUCACUAAAGAUUUCUUGCCAUUCAUGAAGAGCCUCUUAUGUAAUCCAAUUUACAUGCUUUUCAUCCUCUCAAGUGUGAUCCACCUCAACUCAAUUGUCAUUAUUAUUACCUUCAUGCCUAAAUACUUGGAACAGCAAUAUGGAAAAUCAACUGCAGAGAUAGUCUUUCUCAUAGGUAUUUAUACCUUACCUUCAAUCUUUGCUGGAUAUUUCACUGGUGGCUUGAUUAUGAAGAAGUUCAAGAUUACUAUCAAGAAAGCUGCAUACAUAGCAUUCUGUGUAUCCUUGACUGAGCACCUUCUAUUUUUCUUUUUCUUUAUGAUGGCCUGUGAUAAUUUGCCAGUUGCUGGCUUAACCACCUCUUAUGAAGGAAUUCAGCAGCAUUUGUAUGAGGAUCAUAAGGUGCUUGCUGACUGCAACACAAGGUGUAGAUGCUCAAAUAAAACGUGGGAUCCAGUGUGUGGAGACAACGGCCUAUCGUACAUGUCAGCCUGCCUUGCAGGCUGUGAGAAGUCUGUUGGAACAGGAAUCAACAUGGUGUUUCAUAACUGCAGUUGCAUCCAGUCUUCAGGAAGUUCAUCUGCAGUCCUUGGGCUGUGCAACAAAGGCCCUGACUGUACUGUAAAGCUGCAGUACUUUUUAAUAUUGUCAUCAAUUGGCAGUUUCAUCUACGCGCUAGCAGCCUUACAUGGGUAUAUGGUUUUUCUGAGGUGUGUCAAGUCUGAAGAGAAGUCACUUGGAGUUGGAUUACAUGCAUUUUGCACAAGAACAUUUGCUGGCAUUCCGGCACCUAUUUAUUUUGGCGCUUUAGUAGACCAAACCUGUAUACAUUGGGGAACUCUGAAAUGUGGUGUGCCUGGGGCAUGCAGGAUGUAUGAUAUAAAUAAUUUGAGGCGCAUUUACCUUGGGUUGUCAGCAGCUCUAAGAGGAUCAAGCUACCUCCCGGCAAUCUUCAUUCUAAAACUUAUGAGGAAGGUCCAACUCCCUGGGGAAACUGACUCUUUAGAGACUGAACAUGCAGAGAUGAAGCUCACAGAGAAGGAAAGUGAGCACAUGGAUGUGCACAGAAGUCCUGAGGUUGAGAAUGGCAGAGAAUUGAAAACGAAGCUGUAA
Messenger RNA from Chionomys nivalis (European snow vole), 2013 nucleotides. Its product is annotated as solute carrier organic anion transporter family member 1A5-like. Gene Ontology annotation, cellular component: membrane. Gene Ontology annotation, molecular function: protein binding; bile acid transmembrane transporter activity. The coding region runs from base 1 to 2013 and encodes 670 amino acids. The record is from RefSeq and is a predicted model, not a curated record. The transcript has 14 exons. Lineage: Eukaryota; Metazoa; Chordata; Mammalia; Rodentia; Cricetidae. Gene Ontology annotation, biological process: bile acid and bile salt transport; transmembrane transport; sodium-independent organic anion transport.